Molecule: messenger RNA, 828 nt
Organism: Penicillium concentricum
Lineage: Eukaryota; Fungi; Ascomycota; Eurotiomycetes; Eurotiales; Aspergillaceae
Exons: 3
Coding region: 1-828 (275 amino acids)
Molecular function (GO): hydrolase activity, acting on carbon-nitrogen (but not peptide) bonds
Source: RefSeq, a predicted model, not a curated record
AUGUUAUACACUCAUGCCACAAUUGUGACCGUGGAUGCUUCACGCCGCAUAAUUACCGACGGAGCAAUCCGCGUAGUCGGCGAUGUCAUUGUGGAUAUUGGCAAGACAAAUCUCCUCAAAAGAAAGUAUGCAACCGAUGAAGAGUGCGAUCUCUCCGGUCGGAUCAUCAUUCCAGGAUUGAUCUCGACCCACAUGCACACAGCACAGACGUUGCUGCGAGGUACAGCCGAUGACCUCGAGCUGGUGUCGUGGCUAUGCGAGAGAAUCUGGGUUCUUCAGGGGAACUUUACGGCAGAGGACGGGUAUGCUGCAGCACGACUGAGUAUCGGAGAGAUGCUUAAAUCGGGGACAACCUGCUUUUUGGAGAGCAUGUUUGCGGAUCGAUAUGGCUUUGACGGGUUAUGCCGUGCUGUUGAAGAGAGUGGCAUUCGUGGCUGUCUAGGUAAGAUUGUCAUGGACAUUGCGAAAUAUGCCAAAGACGAUGCUUGGGCUAUGCAUCCUGGCCUUGUUGAGAACCGCGAAACUUCAUUGCUUGGGACUGUGAAGAUGUGGGAGAAGUGGAAUGGUGCGGCCGACGAUAGAAUUAGAGUCUGGUUUGGUGCCAGGACUCCCGGAGGAGUAUCGGACACACUUUAUAAGGAAAUGACGACCAUUUCCAAAGAAAAGGGUAUACCUAUUACCAUGCAUUGUGCUGAGGUCAAGGCCGAUCGUGAUUUCUUCGCAUCGGUCUCGCACACCCCGAUGUCAUACUGCAAAUCAGUUGGCUUGCUGAGUGACUCCACAGUCCUCGUUCAUAUGGUUCAUUUGGAUGACUCAGACAUUGAGUGA